Strongylocentrotus purpuratus (purple sea urchin) is the source of this 1125-nucleotide messenger RNA. RefSeq lists its product as uncharacterized. The record is from RefSeq and is a predicted model, not a curated record. Bases 109 to 1125 code for a protein of 338 amino acids. NCBI's taxonomy places the organism in Eukaryota, Metazoa, Echinodermata, Echinoidea, Camarodonta, Strongylocentrotidae. The transcript is spliced from 4 exons.
GAUUUGAUACAUGCGUCUUCUGGCAAUUGAAUUCGAUUUGAUACAUGCGUCUUCUGGCAAUUGAAUUUGAUUCAAUACUCGUGGCAUAUUAAGUCAAACUUCACAAAGAUGGAAUGGAUACAGAGCGAGAGGGGUGGGCGAAAGCUCCUCCUGGGAGGAUACAUGUACGUCAAGCAAAAAGAUUUGGCAGAUGGGUACGAGGGCUUUGAAUGUGAGCUACGAAGGAACACACGACAAUGCAGAGCAAAAAUUAAGGUCAUGGGUGAUAACCAAUUCCGCGAUAGAACGGAGCAUAACCAUCCGCCUAACCAUGGUAGAAGCAAUGCUACGAAGGUUAAAGCAGCAACGAAGAGAAGGGCCACUGAGUCCAAUGAAAGACCACAACAGGUGCUUAUGGCGACACUAUGCGAGGUAACAGAGGAAGGGCGGGCAGCGCUACCAUCACUAAACAACAUGAGGAGGAAUAUCCGGAGACAGCGCCAAGAGAACCCAAACGCCCUCCCCAUUCCCAUGACUGUGGAAGAUCUGGAAAUCCCUGUAGAUCAACGAUUGACGCUGGGUGGAGAGCUUUUCCUUUAUCACGACUCUGGAAGAAACGACCCUCGCCGGAUUUUAGUGUUUACUACGGAAAGGAACCUUCAGUUGCUGUCAACGUCUGAAAGUUGGUUCGCUGAUGGCACGUUCAAGGUAGUGCCGACCAUCUUCUUCCAGUUGUGGACAAUCCACGCCACAUAUGACGGACAUGUGGUGCCUUUGGUUUAUUGCCUCAUGCUAAAUAAGGACCAGGCGUCAUAUACAAGGGUACUAGCAGCACUACAGGAGGGAAGGGCGUUCUACCCAACCAGAAUCAUGAUCGACUACGAAUUUGCAGCGAAGAACGCAUUUUCCCAGGCAUUUCCAAAUGCUCACGUUCAAGGAUGUCUUUUUCAUCUCUGUCAGAGGAUACAUGAACGGAUCAAGCAAGAAGGGCUGCAGGUGCUCUACAACGAGGAUGAGGAGAUCCGGACACAGGCGAGAAUGAUAGGAGCGAUUGCAUUUGUGCCAGUGGAAGACACCGUGGAGGCGUUUGAAGCCUUGGCAGGCAUUGCAAGGGCAGAGCUGCAACCUGUCCUCAAUUAUUUUUAG